This is a messenger RNA of Camellia sinensis, 4470 nucleotides long. Its product is annotated as SNF2 domain-containing protein CLASSY 2. Gene Ontology annotation, molecular function: chromatin binding; ATP binding. Gene Ontology annotation, biological process: gene silencing by siRNA-directed DNA methylation. The record is from RefSeq and is a predicted model, not a curated record. Lineage: Eukaryota; Viridiplantae; Streptophyta; Magnoliopsida; Ericales; Theaceae.
UUUGAUCCAUACAUUUCAUUUUUUAAACUACUCUUGGGGGCUACUUUUGUGGCUCUGUAGCAUUAUUGUUACUAUUUUUUUGAUUACUAUGCAUACAUGUCUGCAAAUUCUUUACCUAACCAGCCUCAGUUCUGGUAUAGUUCUCUUUUUCUCCAUGGCUUUAUUGGAAACUUGAGUGAGCUAAUACACUCUUGGAUAUCAAAAUGUGAAUGGAUGGAUAUAUAUGAUUGUUCGUAGUAACCUAAACUUUUUUGUCUCUGUUUGUGAGUAGGGAAACAGAAUCAGGAAAACGAGUGAGAUUGCACCCAUUCCCAGCUGCCAUAUAUAAAGUUAUAUAAUUAGCAUUUUGAAUCAUUUUGAAUCAGGAAAACUUUUUUGGUUUUUGGUUUAUUUAUUAUUGUUAUUAUUUCAUUAGACAUAAGUUACCAACCCUUACUGCUAUGGUACUUGUGGUGCAUGUACUAUUGUUUUGAGGGGUUUUCAAAACUAUAUUUGGGAAUCGUUUUUUGUGUGAUUGCAGGUAAAGAAAUAUCUUGCUGCAAGUAUCAGGAAGAUUGAGCUCCACUGGUUAGGUAGUCAUGAGCAGAAGGAAAAGGAAUAUUUGUCAAAAUCCAUUUGAUGCGUGUCCUUUUGAGGCAUUUUAUCACGGCUCGUGGAAAUCUGUGGCGUGCAUACGAAUAAGGGCCGGGUCUAUAACUAUGCUUGUAGUAGAUGGUGGAGAUGUGUUUGAAGAAAAUGUUUCUGUACCAAACCUUCGAGUAAGAUCAAGAAAAGCAAAUUGGUCAGAUUGCAUCUUUUUAAGGCCUGGACUUGACGUUUGUGUUCUUUCGACCUCUCAACUUACAGAAAGUUCAAGUGAAGAGAAAAAUAUGGAAUCAGUCUGGUUAGACGCUCAAGUAAAUUCUAUUGAGAGGAAGCCUCAUGAGCCUAAAUGUACUUGCCAAUUUUAUGUUAGGUUCUAUGUUACACAAGACCCCCUUGGCAUGAGCAAGAAAAAGCUUAGCAAAGAUACAAUCACAGUGCAAAUUGAUCAAAUGUCCAUCCUUCAAAAUCUUCAAAAGAACCCUUGUGAAAAUGAGCACUACCGUUGGGACUUCUCCGAGGACAACUUCUCUUCACUGCAAAAAUAUAAAUUGUUAACGGGAAAGUUCUCAUCUGAUCUUUCAUGGCUACUUGUUGCAUCUGUUGUGAAGAAAGUUGAAUUUGAUGUCAGAUCAAUACAAAACAGGAUUGUCUAUCAGAUUUUGGGUGAUGAUUUAAGUGCUGUAAAUUUCAAAUUAGAGAACGAAAGAUCAGGCCCCAUUGUUGUCCCGUUUACUCUAUCUGAUAUUCUUGAGAAGGGAAUUGAUUGUGAGAUUGAUGAAGAGGAACCAUUGCCAUUUUAUGAUUUAAUGGGCUUGCGGCGAUCCAAGCGUCGAUGUGUACAGCCAGAUCGUUACUUGGGUUGUGGUGAUUUGUCGGAGUCAGAUAUUGAGGUGGCUCAAACAGGGAUAUGCAAAACAAACGGAGCGAAGUAUGAUGAAAGUGAUGAAAGGGUUUCACGUAAAAAAGAUUCCUUUGAGAAUCGUCUUGCAUGCCAAAUUAAGAUCAAAUCAUCAAAGGAGGUGAAAUGGGUUGUAUCCAAACAAAGAGAACAUCAACAGCAACUUGCUGAUCAAAGAAAACAUCAAUCUGAACAUGCUAGUGUUCGUGUUUGUGUUCCUGUGCUUGUUGAGACUGAUCAGAUGGUCCAUGACAAAGAGGAUCCUCAUGAUGCUCAGAUUCCUGACACUUAUUCAGAAGAUAUUGGUGAAAAGGUUGAAGGUAGAUGGGAGUGGAAAGGUUCACAUAAGAAAUUCCAAAGAAAAAUGGAUUAUUCUACAUGUUUAGACCGGAGGAUUUUUCAUAAUGAUGGAACUAACAGAAAGAGAUCCUUUAGUCCGAGUAUGUGCAAAGAAAUGAUAAGGACAUGUAUGGAGAACAUAAAAUCCACAAUCAAGAAGGAACAACCACUAGUUAUUGAUCUGUGGAAAGAAAUCCAGGCAGAAAAUUUCUUGAACCUAGGGGAUAUUAGCAACAUGCCCUUAUUGGACGAGGAAGAAGACUCGGAAAUUGACAUGUGGGAGGAAAUGGAAUUUUCCAUGGCAUCAACCUAUCUUCUUGAUGAUAGCAAGGGUUCCAAUGUUGAAGUCCCUGUUGAGGUUGAGCAAAAUACAAGUGGACACUGUGGACAAGUUUGCCAGCAUGAGUACGAACUCAAUGAAGAAAUUGGAAUUCUAUGCCAACUAUGUGGCUUUGUGAGCACUGAAAUAAAAGAUGUCUCGCCAACCUUUUUUCAAACCAGGAGUUUGAUUCCAAUCAACCAUUCACUCAAUGAAGAAGAUUCAGAGCAUAAGGCGGAUGAAGGUAUGGGGCUCGAUCUUUUUGGUGUCGCUGCUGCCUCCAACAUGCCCUUAUUGGAGAGGGAAGACAAUGUGUGGGCUUUAAUACCCGAUCUUAAAAGGAAAUUACACUUCCAUCAAAAGCGAGCAUUUGAAUUUCUUUGGCGUAACGUUGCUGGUUCUUUGGUACCCGAACUUAUGGAACAAAUGGUUGAGAAAAGAGGGGGUUGUGUUAUUUCUCACUCUCCUGGGGCAGGCAAAACUUUGCUUAUCAUUGCAUUCCUUGUGAGCUACUUGAAGUUAUUCCCCAGAUCACGACCUCUAGUCCUCGCUCCAAAAACAACACUCUGUACUUGGUACAAAGAAGUGAAUAAGUGGGAAAUUCCUAUUCCGGUUUAUCAGAUCCACGGUCUUGGAACCUACAGAGACGAACACUUGAGGCAGAAAUUGAGAUCAUCUCCAGAAGCUCUGAAGGCCAACCAAGAUGUUAUGCACCUUUUAGACUGCAUGGAGAAAAUUGAGAAGUGGCUCAUACAUCCGAGUGUACUUCUAAUGGGUUAUACCUCUUUUCUAACAUUGACCCGAGAAGAUUCAAAAUUUGCUCACAAAAAAUAUUUGGGAAAAGUGUUGCGGCAAAGUCCUGGGAUUCUUAUACUUGACGAGGGGCACAACCCGAGAAGCACUAAAUCGAGGCUGAGGAAGGCUUUGAUGAAAGUUGAGACGGGGUUGAGAAUUUUGCUCUCGGGCACGUUGUUUCAGAAUAAUUUUAAGGAGUAUUUCAACACCCUCACUUUGGCAAGACCGAGUUUUGUCAGUGAGGUGUUGAGGAAAUUAGACCCAAAAAAGUUUAAGAGGAGGAAGAGAAGCACAAAAACACACUUUUUACUAGAAAAUAGAGCAAGAAAAUUUUUCGUCCAUAAAAUUGCAAAGAAGAUUGAUUCGGGCGUAGAGGAAAAAAGAAUGGAGGGUUUGAAUAUGUUGAAGAAUUUGACAAGUGGAUUUAUAGAUGUAUACGAAGGUGGAAGCUCCGACAACCUUCCCGGUUUACAAUGUUACACUAUAAUGAUGAAGUCAACACCUUCCCAACAAGAGCUGCUGACAAAACUUCAGGGUGAAAGACCUUUGUACAAAGGAUUUCCAUUGGAAAUGGAGCUUCUGAUUACUCUUGCAUCGAUACAUCCUUGGUUGAUCCGAACUACAGCGUCCUCCAGUAAAUAUUUCAGCGCGGAAGAGUUGAAUUGUCUUGAGAAAUACAAGCUUGACCUCAAGUCGGGUUCAAAAGUGAGAUUCAUCAUGAGCCUCGUGCCUCGAUGCAUCAUCAGGAGGGAGAAGAUCCUGAUCUUUUGCCACAAUCUCGCUCCGAUCAAUCUAUUCCUAGACAUAUUCGAGUCAUUCUAUGGGUGGCGAAAAGGUGAAGAAGUUUUGGUGCUUCAAGGGGACAUUGAACUUUUUGAACGUGGAAGGAUAAUGGACAAGUUUGAGGAACCGGGAGGGCCCUCAAAAGUAAUGCUAGCUUCGAUCACAGCUUGUGCCGAGGGCAUUAGUUUGACUGCAGCGUCACGGGUGAUCUUAUUGGACUCGGGGUGGAAUCCCUCCAAGAGAAAGCAAGCUAUAGCACGGGCUUUUAGGCCUGGUCAAGUGAAAGUGGUGUAUGUGUAUCAGCUAUUGGCUGCUGGAAGUUUGGAAGAAGAGAAGUACAGUAGAACAACGUGGAAGGAGCGGGUUUCAAGCAUGAUAUUCAGUGAGGAGCUUGUGGAGGAUCCUUCUCAGUGGCAAGCAGAGAAGAUUGAAGACGAUAUAUUGAGGGAGAUAGUGGAGGAAGAUAGAGCUACAUUGUUCCAUAUGAUAAUGAAGAAUGAGAAAGCUUCAAAUGGGGUGAUCAGAGGUAAAGAAUAGCCUUCUAUAUCAUAGUAAAACAAUGUAUAUUUUUGCCAAAGCUUAAACAUAUUAUGUGAUGUUGUUUUAAAGGACAAAACUUGAAGCAGCAACAUAUCCUUUUGGGGGGUGUUUUUGUAGAAAUGCAUUACAUAUAGCAUAACUGUGCAUAGGGUUUGUUUUGUACAUAUGUUAGAACAUAUUAUAGAUUAUAUAUAGCUUAACAUAUUAUAGA